Messenger RNA from Naumovozyma dairenensis CBS 421, 1233 nucleotides. It is a transcript of the gene PTC4, whose product is annotated as type 2C protein phosphatase PTC4. The transcript has a single exon. Lineage: Eukaryota; Fungi; Ascomycota; Saccharomycetes; Saccharomycetales; Saccharomycetaceae. Gene Ontology annotation, biological process: protein dephosphorylation. The record is from RefSeq and is a predicted model, not a curated record. The coding region runs from base 1 to 1233 and encodes 410 amino acids. Gene Ontology annotation, molecular function: protein serine/threonine phosphatase activity; cation binding.
AUGGGUCAGUUACUUUCUCAUCCGUUAACAGAGAAAUCAAUAACUUACAAUGAUUACCAACAUCGUGUCUCGUCAAACCAAUUAUCAAACUUAGUGCCUCGAUUCUAUAAUUGUGAAGGUACCAUGCAAGGUUAUAGAUUAACUCAAGAAGAUGCUCAUUUAGUACUCAACGAGGAUGAUAUCCUACAUGUACGAUUCUAUAACCCUUUCAAAUUGAUCACUGAGAAAUUAUCACUAAGUGUAUUUGGCGUGUUUGAUGGGCAUGGUGGUGAAGAUUGUUCUAAUUUCAUCAGUGGAGGUGGAUCUGAUCCGAAGAAUGGGUUAGCUAAAUGGAUUGCGUAUAGUUUUGAGAAUCAUAAGUAUGGUGCGUUUAAAGAUGUACAUCUUGAUUCACAAGCAGAUUCUAAAAAUGUUAAGAGGAAACAUCAGAGGUGUUUUAGAACGUUACAAGGUUUAAUUACACAAAUUCUGAAAGAUGCGUUUAUGCUACAAGAUAAUGAAUUAUAUAGGUAUUUUGGGAAUAAUUCAUGUGGUUCUACUGCUAUCGUGUCUGUUAUCAUAAAUGGAGAAUACAUUUAUACAGUGAAUUGUGGUGAUUCAAGAUGUAUAUUAUCAUCGAAGAAUAAUGGUGUUAAAACCAUGUCAUUUGAUCAUAAACCCCAACAUAUCGGGGAAUUAUUACGUAUAAAUGAUAAUGGUGGCACAGUUUCACUUGGUAGAGUUGGUGGUGUACUUGCAUUAAGUAGAGCUUUUGGAGACUUCCAAUUCAAAAGAGGUGUCCCAUAUACUUCUGGGAAAAAUAAAUCUAAAUUACAUCGAAUUACAAGUGGCAAUAAUAAUAAUACUAAUGGUAAUAAUAAUUUGCAUAAUGGUAACAGAAAUGGGACACCUGCACAAGAAUCCCAAGUUACUGUAGAACCAGACGUAUUGAUGCAUAAGAUUGACUAUAAGAGGGACGAAUUCCUAAUACUUGCUUGUGAUGGUAUAUGGGAUGUUUACAAUAACAAACAAUUGUGUAAAUUCGUUAAAUAUCACUUAUCUGCAGGUGUUAAAUUAGACGGAAUUGUUACCAAGGUUCUAGAUCAUGGUAUUGGUCAAGCUGAUAGCAACACAGGAAUCGGCUUCGAUAAUAUGACUGUAAUAAUAGUAGUAUUGAAUAAAUCGGGUGAAUCAUUAUCAGAUUGGUAUACUAAGAUGAGGAUACGUCUAGAGAGAGAAAAGGGAUUAGUAUAG